AUGGCUGCUGCCAUGUGGCCCGGCAAUGGCAGCGGGGCUCUGUGCCCUGUGGAUGCCGCCUUCGCCCAGCGCUUCCUGCCCGCCGUGUACCUGACAGUGAUCCCUCUGGGGCUGCUGGGGAACGGGUUGGGGCUGUGGCACUUCUGCACGGGGCACCGGCAGGGCGCCCGCCAGCCCCUCAGCCUGCUGGUGGGCAACCUGGGGCUGGCAGACCUGCUGUACGUCAGCACCCUGCCCUUCCUCGUCAGCUACUACCUGCGAGGCAGAGUGUGGCUCUUCGGGCAGGGCUGGUGCCAGACCACCCGCAGCCUCUUCCACCUCAACCUCUACGCCAGCAUCGGCUUCCUCACCUGCAUCAGCAUCCACCGCUACCUGGGCAUCGUGCACCCGCUGAAGGCACGGGGCCGGUGCCAGGGGGCUGCCUCUUCUCCGUGGCUCAGCGUGGCAGUCUGGGCGUGGGUCAUUGCCCAGGUGGGUCCUGAUCUUGCCUUCAGCAAGACGGAUGACACAGGGACGCGGUGCCACGACACGACGGGGCACAACAAGCUGGACGUUUACUUGCCCUACACCUUGGCUGUCACCGUGACCGGGUUCAUCAUCCCCUUCCUCAUCAUCCUCGGGUGCUACUGCCACGUGGUGUUUGUGCUCUGCAGGAACGACACCAUGGACCUCGAGCUCAGGAGAAGAAGCAUCAGACUGGUGGUUCUCGUGAUGGUUCUCUUCUCCAUCUGCUUCCUCCCCUACCACAUCUUCAGGAACCUCAAUCUGUUGUCCCGUGUCUGGCAGCUGCAAGGGUUCUGCACACAGGCUUCAAAGAACAUCUAUGUUUCCUACCAGGUAACCCGGGGCCUGGCCAGCCUCAACAGUGCCCUCAACCCCCUGCUCUAUGUGAUCACGGGCAAAGACUGCAUGUCACGGAUGAGGAGCAUCCGACAAAGAGCCAGACUGCAGCUGGGGACCACCUUCAGCAGGAACACCUCUUGCCAGGCAGGUCAGAGGAAGGGGGGCACAAUCCUUUCUAAGGAGGAGGCUUCUGAUGCGCUCUGAGGUACCCAAUGCCACCCCCCUACACAAAGGAUGCACCACUUCAGCUUGUGCUUGGCCCCUUCCUGGGAGCAGCCCCCACACUGACACCUCUUCUGCAGAGACAGUGACUGCAGUAUCAUGGGCUCCCAUCUGGCACAAGGGAUAGA
Molecule: messenger RNA, 1193 nt
Organism: Pipra filicauda (Wire-tailed manakin)
Lineage: Eukaryota; Metazoa; Chordata; Aves; Passeriformes; Pipridae
Product: P2Y purinoceptor 1-like
Exons: 1
Coding region: 1-1047 (348 amino acids)
Biological process (GO): G protein-coupled receptor signaling pathway
Cellular component (GO): membrane
Molecular function (GO): neuropeptide receptor activity
Source: RefSeq, a predicted model, not a curated record